CCUUGGAAUGAGCUGGCGCGACCGUGGGCUCUGGCUCGCUUAAGCUGCCUCAAUUUGCGUAAGAAACGAUUUCCUCUCGCUUUUAGCUGCCCUUAUACAGAACAAACCCUUAAAAUGCUGCAGGCCCAGAAGCGUGUUGUGUUUGGCCAGGCCCAGCGCCGCAGCGCUGUUGCCGUUGUUCGCACUGCCCCUGUGGCUCGCCGCAUGGUCUGCCAGGCGGCCAACUGGAAGGGCGACAGCGAGGAGAAGCUCCAGCCCAAGGAGAUUGUGCUCCGCUCCGUGAACGUUAUGGUUCUGGGCGCGCUGCUGUCCAUCGGCGCGGCCCCUCGCCCGGGCAACCUGGGCAUCAUCGACUACGGCGCAGGCGUGCAGACCCUGAACCUGUGCCCUCCCUCGCCCAACUGCAUUGCCACCUCCGAGGAGGGCAACGACCGCACCCACUAUGCCCCUCCCCUGACCUACAACCCCGAGGAUGGCCGCGGCAAGAAGGGCCCGGCCAGCCAGGAGAAGGCCAUGGGCGAGCUGGUGGAGGCGGUCAAGAAGCUCAAGCCCGACGGCUUCACCCCCAAGAUCAUCAAGCAGACCGACGACUACCUGUACGUCGAGUACGAGAGCCCGCUCAUGGGGUUCAUUGACGAUGUGGAGUUCUGGUUCAAGCCCGGCCCCGGCAGCCGCGUGGAGUACCGCAGCGCCAGCCGCGUGGGCGAGUCGGACGGCAACAUCAACCGCAAGCGCAUCAAGGCCAUCCGCCAGGAGCUGGAGACCAAGGGCUGGCGCAGCACGGGCUUCUAAGCGCCUGCUGGCGCGGGAGGGGCGGGGCUGGCGCCUGAGGCAGGUCCGGACUCGGCAGGCAGCUGGCGGCGGGAGUUGCCGCACCGGUUUGUGGGGAUGGACGGCGCGCUAGCCCAGAAGUAGCAGCGGCAGCAGCAGCAGCAGCAGCAGCAGCAGCAGCAGUUGGCGUUUUGCGGGGCAGUGGGCUGGUUGUUGCCUUUUUGGCAGGCUGUGGAGCCCACGGGGGCGAUGGCAGGUGUGGGGUGUUAGGACGUGUUGGCAGAAGGGGAGGCGUCAAAUGCAUGGGCAAGUUGAUUGACCCAUACUGCAAAAUUUUGGGUGGCGCACGGGCACCUCACGUUUUUGACGGAUGUGAAAGGUGGCCUGUUUUGGGGGCGUGUGAUCAAUCUGCGUGUACAUGUGAAAGCAGUGGGAUGUGAGUGAGGACCAGGGCCAGGGAAGGCGAGGACCGUGCAGUGUCGGCUCUUACAGUUGAUGUGUUUGGAUGCAGUCGGCACCCAAGUGUAACCUUGGCAA
Molecule: messenger RNA, 1308 nt
Organism: Chlamydomonas reinhardtii
Lineage: Eukaryota; Viridiplantae; Chlorophyta; Chlorophyceae; Chlamydomonadales; Chlamydomonadaceae
Exons: 6
Coding region: 115-792 (225 amino acids)
Source: RefSeq, a predicted model, not a curated record